AUGGCUCCACGUGCGCGAAAAUCUAUACAACUUCCUCCGGUUGGCGCGGAGGAUCGGUAUCAAAGACUGGCUCUUGAUCGAUGCCUGCUGCAUUGA
Molecule: messenger RNA, 96 nt
Organism: Cladophialophora carrionii CBS 160.54
Lineage: Eukaryota; Fungi; Ascomycota; Eurotiomycetes; Chaetothyriales; Herpotrichiellaceae
Exons: 1
Coding region: 1-96 (31 amino acids)
Source: RefSeq, a predicted model, not a curated record